Trichosporon asahii var. asahii CBS 2479 is the source of this 1959-nucleotide messenger RNA. RefSeq lists its product as uncharacterized. Bases 1 to 1959 code for a protein of 652 amino acids. Gene Ontology annotation, biological process: siderophore transmembrane transport. Gene Ontology annotation, molecular function: siderophore-iron transmembrane transporter activity. The record is from RefSeq and is a predicted model, not a curated record. The transcript has 2 exons. NCBI's taxonomy places the organism in Eukaryota, Fungi, Basidiomycota, Tremellomycetes, Trichosporonales, Trichosporonaceae.
AUGAGUGCCCAGCCGUCACAACAGCCGGUGCACUACAACGCCCAGCGCGAGGGCGACGUCGAGUUCGCCAGCAGCAGCGAUGACCACUCUGAGGGCGCGUCCAGCAGCACGACCGAGAAGCGCGGUAUCGUCUCCGCGAACAACAUCAUCUCCGUCAUCACGCGCAAGGACAUCCAGAUCGCCUAUGUUGCGUACUUUGUCAUGUCGCUUGCGGAGACGUUCGCCCAGUACACCCAGUCCCCCUUCACCGCCUUCGCUACCUCGGCGUUCAAGAGCCACUCCCAGCUCGCGGCGGCUGGUAUCAUCUCCCGUGUCUUCUCGAUUGCCACCUACACCGUCGUCCCCAAGAUUCUCGACAACGUCGGCCGCAUCUCGCCCACCGCGUUCCUCGUCUUUGUCGUGUUUCAGAUCAUUUCCGACGCCAUGAUGGCGGGCUGCAAGAACGUGCAGACGUACCUCGGCGCGCACACCUUCACGGGCAUUUCGGGCACGGGCCAGGGUAUCACGUCCCAGGUCUACUUCGGCUCUACCACCAACAUUGUCGAGCGUGGAUUCUACAACGUCGCGGCCGACUCGUUUUCCCACAUCAUCUCGAUGUACUCUGGCGCUGAGAUUGGUGGCCGCAUCCUCGACGACUGGGGCAAGGAGUCUGGCUGGCGCUGGGGCUACGGUAUGUGGUGCAUUAUCCAGUUCGUCAUGAGCAUCCCCUUCCUCGCUAUCCUGUACUCCUGGACGAUGCGCGUCCGCCGCACGCCCGGCAUGGACCCUCUCCCCAAGCGUGGCUCGGUUCUCUACCAGCUCUUCUCCGAGUACGACGUUGUCGGCAUGGUGCUCCUCGUCGGCGGUCUCUGCCUCAUCCUAGUCCCGCUCACCCUCGCCAAGGGUGUCGCUUCCGAAUGGGACGGAAGCAACAUCGCAAUGCUCUGUGUGGGAUGUGUUCUCACGCUCUUCUUCGUCCUCUGGUCGCUCCCCAAGCGCUGGCGCCCCAAGUGGCUGUACAAGCCUUCGCAGCCCCUGAUCGGCUGGUUCGCGCUCAAGAACCGCUCUCUUGUCGCCUUCAUCAUCAUCAACGGAUGUGACUUCAUGUCCUACGCUAUCAUUCAGACCUACGCCCAAUCCUACUUCCAGGUCGCCGCUGGUCUCUCCGCUGCCCGCGCGACGCAGGUUGACAACACCAUCCGCAUCACCUUCCAGGUCUUCGCGCUUGCCAUCGGUAUCAUUAUGCGCUACUGGACGUGGAUCGCGCGCAAGCUCGGUUUCGGCCCUAACCGUCACUUCCACACCGCCUGGGCUAUCUGGUUCGGUAUCCCCGUCGGUCUGCUCUCGAUGGGUCUCGACAUCUACUUCUUCUCUCGUCCCCGCGCCUCGAACGCUAUCGGUUGCUUCGUCGGUGCCAAGGUCAUGUACGGAUUUGCCCGUGCGAUGUUCCAGACCUGCGGCCAGGUCCAGAUCCAGGCGGCCGCGAAGCGCGAGAAUCUCGGUGUCGCGACCGGUAUCUUCUACAUGGCCAUGUCGCUUGGUGGUGCCAUUGGUACGGCCGUCGCUGGCGCGAUCUGGGCCAACGACCUUCCGGACCAGCUGCGCGCCAACCUGCCCGCGGCGUCGAAGGCGCUCGCGCCCAAGAUCUUCGGCUCGAUCAAAGUCGCCAUGGAGUACAAGUACGGCACGGAGAUUGGUGACUCGAUCAUCCAGUCUUACGCCAACACGAUGCGCCUCCUCGCCAUUGUCGCGACGUGCAUCCAGGUGCCCAUGUUCAUUGCCAUGUUCUUCAUCCACGACAUUGGGCUGACGGAGGACGAGCAGAUUGUCGAGGCUGGACGCAGGAUUGCGAUGGCGAAGCGCAGCGAGAGGGAGGAGAUCGAGAAGCUCGAGCGCGAGAAGGCCGACAAGCUCGACAAGGAGGAUGCGUACGCCGCGACGCCCUCUGACACCGUUGACAACCUCAACGAGAAAAAGUAA